Messenger RNA from Esox lucius (northern pike), 1804 nucleotides. RefSeq names its product ALG1 chitobiosyldiphosphodolichol beta-mannosyltransferase (gene alg1). Bases 32 to 1510 code for a protein of 492 amino acids. Gene Ontology annotation, molecular function: mannosyltransferase activity. Gene Ontology annotation, cellular component: endoplasmic reticulum. The transcript is spliced from 13 exons. The record is from RefSeq and is a predicted model, not a curated record. NCBI's taxonomy places the organism in Eukaryota, Metazoa, Chordata, Actinopteri, Esociformes, Esocidae.
ACAUUGCGCCACGUCAUCAGUCACAACAAACAUGGCAGAUACCGGUACAUCCGUGAGUGUAGCUACGCUUUCACUGUUGGUUUUCGUAUUAUUGGCAGGGGUUUACCUGACCAGUUUAAACGCACUAUGGACUUUGCUGUUAAUCAUUAUUAUAGUCACUUUGUCGACUCAGAUAUUAAGGAAGUUGCGGAGAAGAGAUGCUUUGACGGAGAGGCGCGUGUGUGUGUUGGUGCUGGGGGAUAUCGGACGCAGCCCUCGCAUGCAAUACCAUUCCCUCUCUCUCAGCAAACACGGCUACAACGUCACGUUUGUUGGAUAUCUUGGUUCCACGCCCCACCGGGAUGUGAGCGGGGAUGAGAGGAUCAGAAUCAUCCCAAUAUCUGAGGUCCGUGGGAUCCAAGUGGGUCCUAGGGUCAUGACCUAUGUUACCAAGGUGAUUCUUCAGUCUUUGCAGCUUUUCCUGGUUUUACUGAACAUGGACCUGCAGUCCCAUAUUCUUAUGCAGAAUCCUCCAGGGCUGCCCAGCAUGGCCGUGACUUGGCUUGUGUGUGCUCUGAGAGGCUCCCAGUUUACCAUUGAUUGGCACAACUAUGGCUACACCAUCAUGGCCCUUUCACAUGGUCCCAACCAUCCCAUCGUCUGGCUGGCGCAGUGGUACGAGAGGUUGUUUGGUCGCUUCUCCAGCCAUAACCUGUGUGUUACCAAUGCUAUGAAGGAUGAUCUGCAGAUCAACUGGAACAUCAAGGCCACCACGUUGUAUGAUAAGCCCCCGGCUAUAUUCACGGAGACUCCAGUAGAACUCCAGCAUGAUCUGUUCAUGAGGCUGGCUAAGACCCACCUCCAGUUCCAAGCAUGUGGAGAGAAUGCCGCCGAAGAGAUGGACAGAACAGCGUUUACAGGUCGCCACGCCAGUGACCUUUCUGUCACUUUGACCUCAGGACGACCCGCCUUACUGAUCAGCAGUACCAGUUGGACUGAGGAUGAGGACUUCUCCAUUCUGCUCAAGGCUCUGGAAGAGUAUGAGGGGUUUGUGACUGCUGGAGCCUCUCUUCCCUCAUUGGUUUGUGUCAUCACAGGUAAGGGACCUCAGAAGGAGCACUACAAGAAGAUGAUAGCCACCCUGAGAUUUGAGCAUGUGAAGAUCUGUACUCCCUGGCUAGAGGCAGAGGAUUACCCUGUUUUGUUAGGUUCAGCAGAUCUGGGUGUGUGUCUUCAUAAGUCGUCCAGUGGUCUCGACCUCCCUAUGAAGGUGGUGGACAUGUUUGGAUGCUGUCUUCCUGUGUGUGCCAUCCAUUUCAACUGUCUACAUGAGCUGGUGAAGCAUGAGGAGAAUGGGCUGAUCUUCAGAGACUCACAGGAACUGGCUGGGCAGCUCAAGUCUUUGCUACAGGACUUCCCUGGCAGUCAGGGACGACUGGCUCAGUUCAGGAGAAACCUCCAAGCCGGCGGCGGACAGCGCUGGGACCAGAACUGGGACCAGAAUGUCCUGCCUCUCCUCACUGGACCCUAAAUUACCCAUUCCUUGGACCUGGACUGGGCCCAAUUACUCACCCCCCAGCUCCUACCCUCUCCCGGCUCUACAUCCCCCCCAGGUCCUACCCUCUCCUGGCUCUACAUCCCCCCCCAGGUCCUACCCUCUCCUGGCUCUACAUCCCCCCCCCAGGUCCUAACCUCUCCUGGCUCUUCCCUCCCAUUCCUAGCAAUAACAAUUUCCCUGUUAAAAAAGAUUUUAAUCCAUGUGUAUGAAUGAGAUGGUUUCCAAAAUGUAAAUAUGAAUGUACAUAAAUACUUUAUAAUACUGUAA